Rotaria sp. Silwood1 is the source of this 966-nucleotide messenger RNA. NCBI's taxonomy places the organism in Eukaryota, Metazoa, Rotifera, Eurotatoria, Philodinida, Philodinidae. The record is from the annotation of a GenBank genome assembly.
AUGAUUAAGCCAAAGCAAAAGUUCUACGAGCGUCCAGGACUUUGGAAAAUUUUAUUGGCGGUUGCUCUCGGUUUUGCAUUUCUUGCUUUUCUUCUUGGAUGGAUUGGUUUUGGUGUUCCUGAUUGGCAAGCAUUUACACGUAAUAAUGGUACUACACAAGAAUUUUAUGGUCUUUGGGCAUAUUGUCAACAAGCACCUCCAUUUUAUAGCACUGUUUGUAAACAUUGGGGAACUGCUGCAACUCAAAUAUAUAAUGGUAGUCGACCAAAUUUUAUUAGUACUGCCGAUGGUCUUAUGACUACUGGUAUGAUACUUCUGUCUUUGGGUCUUAUCACUGGUAUAGUUGCUGCUAUUCUUCCACUAUUAUGUUAUGUGGCUGGUAUCUUAACAUUUCUUGGUUUUCUGAUGAUUAUUAUUGGUUUACCAAUAUUUGGUGAACAAUCAAAUUCUCUUUCUAAACUACAAGGUAUUACAAAUUACUAUAAGCGUUAUGGUUUUUGGCUUAUGGUUCCAACAAUUAUAUUUUCAUUUAUAGCUGCAAUUCUAUUUAUAAUUGCUGCAUUUUUAUACCAACGAUAUGGUUUCGGUAAUAUAGCAACACAUAGUUAUAGUCGGCGUCCCCAGGGUGGUCAGCAAAAUCUAGCACCACCGAAUAUGAUUCCUGGAAUACCGCCUUAUGGAGUGCGACCUGGAAUGAUGCCAUAUCCGUAUCCACCACCAGGUCCACUAGCACCAUCUUUACUUUCACAAUAUAUAGCUCAACGUAUGCCUCGAUAUUAUGGCCCGACUGUAGUACGACCUGUAGUUGUUUCUGCAUUUCCACAACCUUCUACUUCCGGAGCUGGUGGACAACCAGUUUAUGUAACACCAGCUUAUUAUAGACCUGCUGCGGUACGAUCAGCAUAUGCACCUACAGUGAAUCUCACUGGACGAGCAGUUUAUGCUCCGACUGUACGCGUUUCUUAA